AUGCUGCUGACCUGCAAGGCUUUGCGACGCUCUUCCGGAGCAUACAGGUUCAACGACAGGAUAGUCAUCAAGGUCGGUGAUGCCUCUCGAAUGUCAGAGGCGGCGGCGAUGCGGCUACUGUCGGAGAAGACCGCCAUCCCAAUUCCGACAGUGCACGAUGCUUACAUCCAAGACGAUGGCUGUGGCGUGAUCAUCAUGGAGUACGUGGAAGGCGUCACCCUCGACAAAGCCUGGCCGACCUAUGACCUCGCGCAGAAGCAAGCAGUCGUGCAUCAGCUCAAACGCUAUCUGAAUGAACUUCGACAAAUCCAAAGUCCGGUCAUAAGUUCGGUGGACGGCGAGCCAUGUUGCGACCAGUUCUUCUCCUGGGACAUGCGAGAAUACGGUCCCUAUAGCACCGAAAUGCAAUUCCAUGAAGGCCUCGUUCAAGCACUCCACGAACGAGCCGAUCACUCCUGGUCGCGAAUGGUAGCGCGCUUCCUGCGAUCUAUGAGUGGACACGAAACGGUACUUACUCACAACGACCUUACUCCGAGCAACAUACUGGUCAACGAUGGCUCAGUUGUGGCGAUUCUUGACUGGGAGCUUGCUGGCUUUUAUCCGGACUAUUGGGAGUAUGUCAAGGCAUAUCUGUUUGCGGAUUGGCAAUCUAUUUGGGUGGCAGAUAGCAUACCUGACAAGAUACUUCAGCCGAAGCGUACUGAACUCGCGUUCAUGUUACAUGCAAGGGACAUCAUGUGGCCGUAGCGAUAUGGACCAGCACGAGAAAGCCAGAUGGGGAGCAGGACAUGGCGCACAAGCAGGAAAUCCCGUCAUGUCUCAGCAAUAACGAAGCUCGCAGUUGCUGCAAUGCUUCGCUUUCUGCAGAUAAAACCAAGUCGGCCACUGCAAUCACUGUUCCGCAAAAUGUGACGUAUUUGUCGUUUAUUUG
Pseudocercospora fijiensis CIRAD86 is the source of this 931-nucleotide messenger RNA. RefSeq lists its product as uncharacterized. Gene Ontology annotation, molecular function: protein kinase activity; ATP binding. The coding region runs from base 1 to 747 and encodes 248 amino acids. NCBI's taxonomy places the organism in Eukaryota, Fungi, Ascomycota, Dothideomycetes, Mycosphaerellales, Mycosphaerellaceae. The record is from RefSeq and is a predicted model, not a curated record. Gene Ontology annotation, biological process: protein phosphorylation. The transcript has 2 exons.